Messenger RNA from Hemisphaericaspora subhashii, 1131 nucleotides. RefSeq names its product homoisocitrate dehydrogenase (gene LYS12). The transcript has a single exon. Lineage: Eukaryota; Fungi; Ascomycota; Pichiomycetes; Serinales; Debaryomycetaceae. Gene Ontology annotation, molecular function: magnesium ion binding; NAD binding; isocitrate dehydrogenase (NAD+) activity. The coding region runs from base 1 to 1131 and encodes 376 amino acids. Gene Ontology annotation, cellular component: mitochondrion. The record is from RefSeq and is a predicted model, not a curated record. Gene Ontology annotation, biological process: tricarboxylic acid cycle; isocitrate metabolic process.
AUGUUAGCAGCAAGAUCAUCAAUUCGUCGUUGUUUCUCAACUUCUUCCCCAGUUUACAAAACCUUAAAAAUUGGUUUAAUUCCAGGUGAUGGUAUUGGUCGUGAAGUUCUUCCAGCAGGUAAAGCCGUUUUAGAAAACUUACCAUCUAAAUACGAUUUACAAUUCGAUUUCGUCAACUUAGACGCUGGGUUUGAAUUGUUUAAAAAAACUGGUACUGCAUUACCUGACAAAACUGUUGAAGUUUUAAAGAAUGAAUGUGAUGGUGCAUUAUUUGGUGCUGUUUCUUCUCCAACUACCAAAGUUGAAGGUUAUUCUUCUCCAAUUGUUGCCUUAAGAAAGAAGAUGGGAUUAUAUGCCAAUGUCCGUCCUGUUAAAUCUGUUGAAGGUAUCGGUAGACCAGUUGAUAUGGUUAUUGUUCGUGAAAAUACUGAAGAUUUAUAUAUUAAAGAAGAAAGAACUUAUAAACGUGAAGAUGGUACCAAAGUAGCUGAAGCAAUCAAGAGAAUUACUGAAACUGCAACCACCAGAAUUGCCAAGAUGGCUUUUGAUAUCGCAUUACAAAGACAAGCUAUUAGAGAAGCUUCUUCAGGUAAACAACUUCAUGAAACUCCAUCAGUUACAGUCACUCACAAAUCUAAUGUGUUAUCUCAAUCCGAUGGGUUAUUUAGAGAAACUUGUCGUGCUGUUUAUGAUGCUAAUGCAAGUAUUUAUCAAGGGGUUGAAUAUAAGGAACAAAUUGUUGAUUCUAUGGUUUAUCGUAUGUUUAGAGAACCAGAAAUCUUUGAUGUCGUAGUUGCACCAAACUUAUAUGGUGACAUUUUGAGUGACGGUGCCGCUGCCUUAGUUGGUUCCUUAGGUGUUGUUCCUUCCGCUAAUGUUGGGGAUAAUUUUGCCAUUGGUGAACCAUGUCAUGGUUCUGCUCCAGAUAUUGAAGGUAGAGGUAUUGCUAACCCAAUUGCUACUAUUAGAUCUACUGCGUUGAUGUUGGAAUUUAUGGGAUAUCCUGAACCAGCAGCUAAGAUUUACGAAGCUGUUGAUGCUAAUUUGGCUGAAGAUAAGAUUAAAACUCCAGAUUUGGGUGGUUCUUCAAGUACUCAAGAAGUUAUUGAUGAUAUCAUAAGACGUUUCUAA